Pelobates cultripes (western spadefoot toad) is the source of this 1044-nucleotide messenger RNA. NCBI's taxonomy places the organism in Eukaryota, Metazoa, Chordata, Amphibia, Anura, Pelobatidae. The record is from the annotation of a GenBank genome assembly.
AUGCCAAAACAACAUGGCGAGGAACAAGCAAUGGACAAGCUGGACGAGUUCCGGGGCUCUGGGGGCUUACACCACCCCUCCUCUGACGAGGAUAGCGAGCUACCCUCCACAAAAGGAGAUAUUAAAGCCCUCCUCCGCAACCUCCGCAUGAUGUUCGCUGCAGAUGUAGCCACACUGCCCGAGGAAACACAAACUGUGGAGGGGAGAGUCAAGACUAUGGAGGGAAACUUAGAAGACCUAACAGCCCAAUGCAUACAGCUGGAAGCCCAAAAUACUGAGCUGCAGCGCAACCAGUCUCAUCUCACCAGCUGCCUCGACGCACUAGAAGAUCGGCACAGGAGCAGAAAUGUAAAAAUCCGGGGAAUCCCGGAGACAGUGACCCCGAGUGACUUACUGCAAUACUCCAGGAGACUACUCGCCUCCCUACUCACACCACACCAAGCAAACCUUGCCGUGAUCGACGGGGUCUACCGCAUCCCGAGAGCCACCAGAGCCCUUGCAGACACCCCAAGGGAUGUUAUACUACAGCUACAGACACGGGCAGCCCAAUUAACCCUUAUGAUAGCGGUGAGAGGAGAAGCUAACUACCUUUUUGAAAAAGCCACCUUGUCUUUCUACCAGGACUUGUCCAGGCCCACGGUGCUCUGGAGAAACCGAUUCAAACCACUGACCACCACACUCCACCAACACUCCAUCCCAUACCGGUGGGCAUUCCCAUGGGGGAGCCACAACCUGCUUAACAGACACAGCGGAAAUGGACUCAGUGCUGAUAGUGCUGGGAUUGCCGACAUACCAAGCACCAAUCACCCAAGCCCAAAGAAAGCAGCCCCCUCACGUCUGGGACAUGACCAAAAUACAACCGUUCCAGCCUAUUGGGUCCUCCACCUCGUCCUCCACCGCAUUCAGAGCGCAGAGGGUCGGCCGCCAACCAACAGGCACCUGAGUCAGGGAGGUGUAUACAGGGGAACAGACUACCAGAACUGUCCGACUAUACUAUUGAGUUUUAAUUUUAAUUUUGAUUUUAAUCUUAUGUUCCGUUAUUGA